Messenger RNA from Neolamprologus brichardi, 1192 nucleotides. It is a transcript of the gene ptpmt1, whose product is annotated as protein tyrosine phosphatase mitochondrial 1. Lineage: Eukaryota; Metazoa; Chordata; Actinopteri; Cichliformes; Cichlidae. Gene Ontology annotation, molecular function: phosphoprotein phosphatase activity; phosphatidylinositol-4,5-bisphosphate 5-phosphatase activity; phosphatidylglycerophosphatase activity. The record is from RefSeq and is a predicted model, not a curated record. Gene Ontology annotation, biological process: protein dephosphorylation.
GCGGAAGUCGUACUGCAGGGGGAGGAAGCUGACAGCAUGUGGGAUGAAGGCUGCGAAGCACACGCCGCACAGCAGCACGGAGGAGUAAUGAUGAGAGGCUGAGCUCUCCACAGCACAAGUUCAAUUCUUACACGACUCGUCAGAAAAUAGCUCAGCCAUGUCGGGAGUGUUAGCACGGCUGCUCUUCUAUCCCACGUUAGCCUACAACGUUGUCAUGGAGAAGGUGUCCUCGAGACGGUGGUUUGACCGAGUGGAUGAAACUGUGAUCCUCGGAGCGCUGCCGUUCAGGUCCAUGACCAAACAGCUGGUGGAAACAGAAAAUGUUCGAGGGGUGAUCACCAUGAACGAAGAGUACGAGACCAAAUAUUUCUGCAACUCAGCCCAGGAGUGGCGGGCUGCUGGUGUGGAGCAGCUCAGGCUGAGCACUGUGGACCUGACUGGUGUCCCCAGCAUGGAGAACCUCCACAGAGGCGUGGAGUUUGCACUGCAGCAUAAAGAGCAGGGAACCAGUGUGUACGUGCACUGCAAGGCUGGACGUUCCCGGAGCGCCACAUUAGCUGCCGCCUACCUCAUACGGUUACACUGCUGGACUCCAGAAGAGGCCUGUCAGAAGCUGGCAUCUGUUCGACCGCACAUCCUAGUACGCUCCGCUCAGCUGGAGAUGCUGAGGAAGUACUACCAGCAGAUAUGUGCACAGUCUAGCUGAGAAAGUGGGGCAGUGUGUCGGACCUCAUCGUGUUCCCACUGGAGGUGGGAGACGGCGACUCAGAGCCUUGAUCAAAACAACAGUAACAGGAAAUGCAACUGUUCCCUUUUCAGCAAGUCCUCUUUGGCAUGUGUACAGCUGCAGAACAGAACAUGUUGUUUAUCUGUUUUUGUUACUCUUUAAUAUAAUUUUGUUGAAAGAAAUUUUCCUUUUUAGAAUUUGAUUUCCAGCCACGUUAUUCUGUUUUAACUAACAAACUAAGACAAAUCACUGCAAUGCUCUCCACGUUUGUUCUUAAAAAAGAAAACACUCCCCUCAGAGCCGGCUGACGUCAGCUGGAGUUUAGUCAACAAGAUGAGAACACUGUAAUGAAUAAAUCAGUAAUGAAGGUGUUUCUGUGUAGACUGGAAAAUAUUUGCUUUAUAUUUUUCUGCAGUGCCUCAUAAUGUAAAAAAAAUGACCAUAAAUAAAUGUUUAUGACAUAAA